Messenger RNA from Archocentrus centrarchus (flier cichlid), 1371 nucleotides. It is a transcript of the gene f8a, whose product is annotated as coagulation factor VIII associated. Lineage: Eukaryota; Metazoa; Chordata; Actinopteri; Cichliformes; Cichlidae. The transcript has 12 exons. Gene Ontology annotation, cellular component: early endosome. Gene Ontology annotation, biological process: vesicle cytoskeletal trafficking. Bases 63 to 1016 code for a protein of 317 amino acids. Gene Ontology annotation, molecular function: protein binding. The record is from RefSeq and is a predicted model, not a curated record.
AUCGUGAGUUGAGGCUGCUGUCAGUUGGAUUUCCUGGUGUGAUUUGUUUGCCUGCAUUGAUCAUGGCUGCGGAGGGUGAUUUUCUGGCGAGAUACCGAGCUGUGUCAAAUAAACUGAAGAAGCGUUUUCUCCGGAAGCCCAAUGUGGCGGAGGCGAGUGAGCAGUUCGGUCAGCUGGCAAAGGAGUUGAAGCAGCAGGACUGCCUUCAGUAUGCAGCCUUCUGUAACCUGGCCAUGGCUCGGUGUGAGCAGACUCUCUUUAAUGCUCCUGGAGAGGCGCUGGCGUUAACUGAUGCUGCCCGCCUCUUUCUCUCGUCUGAGAAGGAGAACAGGGCCCUGCAGGCUCCGGGCUUUGAUGAACACCUUCAGGCUGCACUCAACUGCUACAGCUUCGCCAUUAAGGUGUAUAUUGAGAUGAACCAGCCUGUGAUGGCAGCCAGCCUGUGUUUGGAACUUGGCAACGCGCUCAAGGAGAUGAACAGACCAGGAGAGGCUAUUGUUCAUUAUCAGAGAGCUGCAGAGUUACAGACACAAACACCCAUUGAAGCUCUGCUGUCAAUGGGAGAAAUGGCCACGUGUAAAAUCCUCACCCGUGAUUAUGAUGGUGCUUUGUCAGUGUUCACAGAGAUGCAGCUGAUGUGCCAGGAGAGAGGACUGCAGCUACCAGGCUCCACCACCCCUGUUGGUGCAUUUCUGGACAUUGUAGCAAAGUGUGAGAUAUCCCGGGUUCUUCUGCUGAUGUUGCUUGAGCCCCCGCCUCAGAAGUUGUUACCAGAACAUGCCCAGACUCUGGAGAGAUAUGCAUGGGAGUCCUUUGACCCUCACAGCCAAUUGACCUUCCUGUCUGAGGAUGUUUUCCUGCUCCUGCAAUCUGUAGUGAUGGCAUGUCAGGAGAAAGACACAGAGUCCCUCAAGUCUCUUCAGACUGAGCUAUGGCCGCUUUUGACGGCUGAGCAGAACCAUCUUCUCCACCUGGUGGUUCAGGAGCGCAUCACACCGUCUGGUCAAGGCAUUUAAUAAAGUCCAGUUUUUAUUCGCUUCCUCUGGGAACGAUACUUUAUAUAAUGGAACAUUCCUGUUUCUGAGUGGGUCUGUUUUAAGGCCUGAAGAAGGGUUGUUUUCAAAACUCCAGUGUUGUAACUUGCACUCAGAAGAAAUGCUAAACUUUGUCCUUAUUGAGUCACGUAGGUUUGGAAAUCUGUAAAAAUCCAACAGCACUGUCUUUGUUGUCCUCAGAUGUGAAGGUUUUUGUUUUCAGGGUGCUUCAUUAAGACUAAAUGUUUGUGACUUUAAAACUGGACCACUUCAUAUGUGUUUAUGUAAAAAUGACUGUUUCAAAUCCAGAAGAAUUUACUGUAUUUACAGCUGGUAG